Hirundo rustica (Barn swallow) is the source of this 2496-nucleotide messenger RNA. RefSeq names its product zinc finger CCCH-type containing 12A (gene ZC3H12A). Gene Ontology annotation, molecular function: metal ion binding; mRNA binding; RNA endonuclease activity. The record is from RefSeq and is a predicted model, not a curated record. Lineage: Eukaryota; Metazoa; Chordata; Aves; Passeriformes; Hirundinidae. The transcript has 5 exons. Gene Ontology annotation, cellular component: nucleus; cytoplasmic ribonucleoprotein granule. Gene Ontology annotation, biological process: nuclear-transcribed mRNA catabolic process, RNase MRP-dependent; 3'-UTR-mediated mRNA destabilization. Bases 1 to 1863 code for a protein of 620 amino acids.
AUGAGCGCGGGCAGCGUCGCCCCGGGCUGGCCUGAGGCGCUGGCCCGGCCCGCAGCGGGGAUGAGCGGCGGAGAGAGCCCCGAGGGGCCCGGGGACGGCCCCGAGCUGCAGCUGAAGGUGGAUUUUUUCCGCAAGCUCGGCUACUCCUCGGAGGAGAUCCGCGUCGUGCUGCAGAAGCUGGGCCUGGGCGCCGACACCAACACGGUGCUGGGGGAGCUGGUGAAGCACGGCCCGGCCGAGCGGGACGGCCCCGAGGCUCCGCCCGAGCCCGGCGAGGCCCCGCUGGUCCCUCGGGGCGGCGCCGGCAACAAAUCCCCCGCUCCCGGCGCCGAGGAGACGGAGAGCGACAACCUGAAGCCCAUCGUCAUCGAUGGCAGCAACGUGGCCAUGAGCCAUGGGAAUAAAGAAGUGUUCUCCUGCCGAGGCAUCCUUCUGGCUGUCCAGUGGUUCUGGGACAGGGGACACAAGGAUAUCACGGUCUUUGUGCCGUCGUGGAGGAAGGAGCAGCCCCGACCAGAUGUGCUCAUAACAGACCAGUACAUCCUGCGUGACCUGGAGAAGAAGAAGAUCCUGGUGUUCACGCCGUCGCGGCGCGUCGGCGGCAAGCGCGUGGUGUGCUACGACGACCGCUUCAUCGUGAAGCUGGCCCACGAGUCCGACGGCGUCGUGGUGUCCAACGACACCUACAGGGACCUGCAGAACGAGCGGCCCGAGUGGAAGAAGUUCAUCGAGGAGCGUCUGCUGAUGUACUCCUUUGUUAACGACAAGUUUAUGCCUCCAGAUGAUCCCUUAGGGCGUCAUGGCCCCAGCCUGGAUAACUUCCUCAGGAAGAAACCUGUGGUUCCAGAGCACAAGAAACAGCAGUGCCCUUAUGGGAAAAAAUGCACUUACGGAAUUAAGUGCAAGUUCUACCAUCCUGAAAGGAUCAACCAGCCCCAGCGCUCGUUGGCUGAUGAGCUCCGUGCCAACGCAAGGCUGUCUCCAACCAGAACUGCCAGUGCCAAGGAGGAAAAAAAGGGGAAACGGGGCUCCCAGGCAGAGCUCUUGUGCCCUGUGCCCGCAGAGAGUGACAAGAGCUCUUUACAGAAGGUCUCUGCGGAGAGGAAGAGCUUGACCCACAAAGCCAAGCCCAGUGACGUCGUGCUUCAGGCCAAAGGCUGUGUGUCAGGCAGCGUCUCCCCGGACAGGUACCAGCAGCCUCCCAUGGACUCCCUGUCUUACAUCUCCCAGGAGCGUCUCGACUCAGGCAUCGGCUCUCUGGAGAACCAGCUGUCUGACAUGUGGCCCCACAGAUGUCCCGCUCACUGUGACCAUUCCCACGCCGAGCAGGUGGCCGUCUGCACCUGUGGCAGGCAGAGAGCCGCCUACCCCCAUUCCCCCAGCUUAGAUCACAACGGUCCGGUCUCUUACAAGCACAGCUCCCAUAAAUCACCUUCCUCUGGUGCCAGCUUCUUGCAGUACAGCCCCGAGAUGUCUCACUCGGGAGCUGCCCGCUCUUUCUCGGGCUAUGCCGUCCCCGUGCCCGCUGCCGGGCAGUACAGCCUGCCCGGGGAGCUGGGCGCGGCCCUGCCGCGCUCGCGGGACUUCUGGUCCGAGCCCUUCCCGCUGCCCCCGGUGAGAUCCCCGGGCGUGCGCGACCCCCGGGCGGUGCCGCGGGCCCCGGGGCCGCCCUUCGGGGACGCGGGGCGCUGGGCGGGCUCGGAGCAGUUCGCCGAGGAGCGGGCCAGCGUGCACGUCAAGCUGUGCGGCAUCUUCCACCCGCACCUGGUGGAUGCCGUCAUGAGCCGCUUCCCCCGGCUGCUGGACCCCCAGAGGCUGGCAGCAGAGAUCCUCACCUACAAAGCCCAGAACCCAGGGAUGUGAGGCGGGUGGCAAGGGCGGCCGGGUGGGAGGGGAAGCUCCAGGGGCUGGUGUUGCCUCUGCGGCUGCCACAGACGCCUCCCGAGUGCCCCUUAUUCCUUUGGAAGUACUGGGCUCCAGCUGGAGGCUGGGUGCCAGGUGUGGUGUGCUCGCAGCAAAUCCUGCUCCGGCUGUGCCAGCGUGCCUGUGGGAGAGGUGAGAACACCCCAGCACCCCACCUUCCCCAGGGGCUGCUAAGCAGAAAGGGAGGCUGCAGCUCUAGAGAGCAGGACUGCUCCUUUGGGGUUCAUCAGAGUCUGGCACACCCUGAAUUCCUGCACUUGUCCAUAACUGGAUGUGAGGGAGGUGGCUGCUCUUUGCAGUGGCCUAAGGCUAGUUUCUGAGGACCCAAAUGCCUUGUCAAUGCUGUUGUUAGGUCCUGGCUAAGCCUCUUUACUAAAUCCCACCAUUCAGAUCUGUGGCAAACGUUGCGUUAGUAAUGCAAUCUGAAGCUGGGUUUAUCUGACUGGUUUUACUGGUGCACUUCUUGAAUGAUGCUUUCCUCACCCCUCCCACCUCAGCUUAUCUUCCUGAGAUGAGGUAAUUCUGCCACAAGUGCUCAGUGAGCUGCUCGGCUCCCAGGAGCACUGUCCUCGC